Messenger RNA from Nycticebus coucang (slow loris), 5279 nucleotides. RefSeq names its product nectin cell adhesion molecule 1 (gene NECTIN1). Gene Ontology annotation, cellular component: adherens junction. The transcript has 6 exons. The coding region runs from base 55 to 1605 and encodes 516 amino acids. Gene Ontology annotation, biological process: heterophilic cell-cell adhesion; homophilic cell-cell adhesion; protein localization to cell junction. The record is from RefSeq and is a predicted model, not a curated record. NCBI's taxonomy places the organism in Eukaryota, Metazoa, Chordata, Mammalia, Primates, Lorisidae.
UGGAGCGCGAGGAGCACGCUCCUCGCCACCCCGUCGCCCGACCCCCGGCCCCCGAUGGCUCGGAUGGGGCUUGCGGGCGCCGCUGGACGCUGGUGGGGACUGGCUCUCGGCUUGACUGCGUUCUUCCUCCCAGGCGCCCACACCCAGGUGGUCCAGGUGAAUGACUCUAUGUACGGCUUCAUCGGCACAGAUGUGGUGCUGCACUGCAACUUUGCCAACCCACUGCCCAGUGUGAAGAUCACCCAGGUCACAUGGCAGAAGGCCACCAAUGGCUCCAAGCAGAACGUGGCCAUCUACAACCCAGCCAUGGGUGUCUCCGUGCUGGCCCCCUACCGUGAGCGCGUAGAGUUCCUACGGCCCUCCUUCACCGACGGCACCAUCCGCCUCUCCCGCCUGGAGCUGGAGGAUGAGGGUGUCUACAUCUGCGAGUUUGCCACCUUCCCCACGGGCAAUCGUGAGAGCCAGCUCAAUCUCACUGUGAUGGCCAAACCCACCAACUGGGUAGAGGGCACCCAGGCAGUGCUUCGAGCCAAGAGGGGGCAGGAUGAUAAGGUCCUGGUGGCCACCUGCACCUCGGCCAAUGGAAAGCCUCCCAGUGUGGUGUCCUGGGAAACACGGCUGAAGGGCGAGGCGGAGUACCAGGAGAUCAGGAACCCCAAUGGCACGGUGACAGUCAUCAGCCGUUACCGCCUGGUGCCCAGCAGGGAGGCCCACCAGCAGUCCCUGGCCUGCAUCGUCAACUACCACAUGGACCGCUUCAAGGAGAGCCUCACUCUCAACGUGCAGUAUGAACCCGAGGUGACUAUAGAGGGAUUUGAUGGCAACUGGUACCUGCAGCGGAUGGAUGUGAAGCUCACGUGCAAAGCUGAUGCUAACCCCCCAGCCACCGAGUACCACUGGACCACGCUGAAUGGCUCUCUCCCCAAGGGCGUGGAAGCCCAGAACAGAACCCUUUUCUUCAAGGGACCCAUCAACUAUAGCCUGGCAGGAACUUACAUCUGCGAGGCCACCAACCCCAUUGGCACCCGCUCGGGCCAGGUGGAGGUCAAUAUCACAGAAUUCCCCUACACCCCGUCUCCUCCCGAACCUGGGCGGCGCGCCGGGCCGGUGCCCACGGCCAUCAUUGGGGGCGUGGCGGGGAGCGUCCUGCUGGUGCUGAUUGUGGUCGGCGGGAUCGUGGUGGCCCUACGCCGGCGCCGGCACACCUUCAAGGGUGACUACAGCACCAAAAAGCACGUGUAUGGCAACGGCUACAGCAAGGCAGGCAUCCCCCAGCACCACCCGCCCAUGGCGCAGAACCUGCAGUACCCGGAUGACUCGGACGACGAGAAAAAGGCCGGCCCGCUGGGUGGGAGCAGCUACGAGGAGGAAGAGGAGGAGGAAGGCGGCGGAGGGGGCGAGCGCAAGGUGGGGGGCCCCCACCCCAAGUACGACAAGGACACCAAGCCCCCCUACUUCACCGUGGAUGAGGCAGAGGCCCGUCAGGAUGGCUAUGGGGACCGGACUCUGGGCUACCCGUACGACCCCGAGCAGCUGGACUUGGCUGAGAACAUGGUUUCUCAGAACGACGGGUCUUUCAUUUCCAAGAAGGAGUGGUACGUGUAGCCCCCUUCCAGAGCUUCUGUCUGUGCCCACUGCUCCCAGCCCCUGCCUGCCCGCACGCCCCCUGCCCACCCCCUCCAGGAGCUCAGCAGAGACUCACCCAGCUGCGCCAAGCCAGACCCAAACCCGGGGGCCAGGGGAGCCCAGGGCAGACGCGACUUGGCUUUGUUUUUUAUUUCCUCCCUCUCCCUGCCCUUCCCCAUGGUGUUGUGUUCGACUGUGGCUCUAGUGUUGCUGUACUCUCCCUUAACUGCCCCCCACCCCCACCCGCCGCCUGCCCUCCGUGUAGGGAGCCCUGUUCUUGUCCUGUGUACCUGGGUGUCCCUCCAGGGUUUGGGGAACUAGCCUCCCCUGGCCCCCAACACUGGAAAUUUGUUUGCGUUCUGUUCAUUGGGGUGGAGGGCUGAAGGGGCUCCAGAGGCAAAGCCCCGCCCCGCCCCCCAGAUGCUGCUCCUCCUCCACUGAAAGGGAGAGAGAACGCUCCCCCCAUGGAUAGCUGCCCUGGCUGGGAGUGUGGACCCCAAUCUAGACAGCCAGUGCACCUGAGAAGGAGGAAAGGGGGUGUGAGGCUUCUCCCAAGCACCCAGAGGAGUCUUGUUUAUUAAGUGGAGCCUUGGGCAGGGUUUUCCUGGUGAGGUUGGUUUUACAUUUUUUUUCCUCAUUGGCCUACAGAGGAAGGAGUUGGCCCAGCUCUGAUGGCCCCUCCUCUAUCCUGUCUGCUCCCCACACAGUGGGGCUCCAGGUGGGCCCCCACUUCCAUCCCUCUGCUAACACACACACAUGCACAACUGCACACACACUGCUCCCCUCCGCCCCGCUCUCCCCUGGGGCCACACACCCUAUCCAGCGUGGACACUGACCACACAGCCCACCCCUCUCUGCUCUGCCUUUCCCCCUUCCCAGCUGAGGAUGGGGGCUGCCUGUAGAAGCUUCCAGAGACAGCUGGCACUAGGCACCCCGGUGCCUCCACCAUAGAUCUCGGACCAGCCCCAGACUGCUUCUUACAACACAGAAGUUACUGAUUUCUCCCUUAUCUAUCAAGUGUUGGCCAUAGUCAGAGCUGGGAUCCCAGAAGGGAAUUGCCUCCAGGAGGUGAAGAAGUUCCUGUGUGGGAGCCAUGGAGAAGGUAGCCUGAUAGGCCGAGGAGUCCAGAUAAGGCCACACUGAAGGCCCACAUAGAAGCCUCAGGUCUCAGGCCUGGCGGCAGGGGCAGGAGUGGGGGCAGGGGGAGCGUAUUAGGGUUAGGCACCUGCCUGCCCACACUCCACUCCCUGCUUUGCUGUCCCUGGGACCUGUUCUGGCAUGAGGGGAGGACCUCCCUUUUGUGCAGAUUCCCUCCUUGAAUGGGACACUGGGUUCCUAUCAGCCACCAAGACUGGGUCUUCCCGUGUAUAUAAUGGAGGAAGACCCCUCCCUGCCCCGAGUCCCCCCAGCUCAAAGUGCCUCAGUUCCUCCAUCUGCCCCCCAGUACCCCCUGGCACUCUAGACAGGCAUGUUUGUGGGAAAGACCCUGGGCUGGGAGAAGCAAUCCCAAGGGUUCUCAUGCCUGCCCAUUAAGAUCCCAGCUAACCUGGCCCAGGCCGUCAGGGGCUCUAUAGGAUGGCAAGUGUUGGGGAGGGAGGCAGACCUCUCCGUGCCCCACGGGCACUGCCCUACCCUGCCAUAGGCUUCCUAAGGGAGCCCCCAAGCCCCCCACCUUCCCUCCCUGGUGCUGCUAUUUCCCCAACCAGCUCCAUCUCUGCCUUGGCAACCCUGGGCCCACCAGCUGGGUCCCCCUCACCUGGCCUCACUGCCCUGACCCUAGCCCAGGCCUCCCAGUAGCCAUGUAGCAGAAGUCUGAAGCCAUGCCAGCCCUGGGGCAGCUCUCCCCUCUAGGCACUGGAGGUACUGAAUGGGGUGGAGUUAGGGGAGAAAAUUCUGGGGUCUUUCUAGCCACAGGGUAGAGGAAAGUUGAGGAGCUGGGCUGCUUCUCCCAGCAGUAUUAGUGUCCCCCCCAGGGCAGGGGACCUUUUCCACAUUACAUCACUGCCCCAUCCCACCUCACACCAGUCUGGCCCCUCUGCUUGGUCCUCCCCUCAAGGCAGGAGGCAUUCCCUGUCCCCUGCUCCUCCUGCACUGCCACCCCCGUUCCUCAUUUUGUGAUGGACUUCAAAGGCCCCAGGCCCAGCCAAAGCACUGAGUCCCCCUAAGACGCCUCCUCACCCUCCCACAAUCAAAGCACAAAUUUUGGGGUCCAUGUAGAAUGGGCCAUGUAGGAGGUCCUGCCUUGCCAGGAGCCCAGCCACAGACUACGUCCGGUAGGUGCUGCUCUGGGCCCAGCGUGGGCAUGAGGCAGGGGUGGCACUGGGCUUAGAUAGGAGGUAUUUUCUGGGCCCCAAGUUUGUGGGAAGGUGGGCGCUGCUGCUGGGCCUGCAGACACAGCCAGCUGGCAGGGGAGGUCUGGCUCAGCAGAGAGAUCAGGAUGUUUUGCUUCUCCUUCCUGCCCCCAGCACGAGCUGAGAUUCAAUUUUGCUGGAAAUGAAAUAGACUUGGUAUGAAUUGUGCCAAGGCCUCCCCAGUUGUCACCCUGCCUCUUGUUGCCCUCUCUGUCCUUGCACCCCCACUCCACUUCUACCCGUUUCCUUACAGAUUUUGAUAUAUCGUUCUAAUGUGUAACAGAACCGUCUGAGUCCCCUCUUACCAGAAGGGUCUGAAAAGCAGCAGCACAGACUAGGUGAACACAGGCUGCAAGUGCCACCCCCUCAGGCCCUGCACACGUGUACGCAGUGGGCACACACACCUCCAAUACACCCAAGAACAGGUGUGUGUGCACAGCCAGGUGGGCACUCAGCACAGAUGUGGCAGAGGAAUGGGCUUAUCCAGCUGAAAGCCCUGGGGGAGAAAUAGUCACUUCCCAGUGCCCGGGCCAUCGAGUCUCACAAGGGCCCCAUCUCCUGGGCAUCUGCCCCCUCUGCCAGCCACCCCCUACCCCAUGUGCCCAACUCACUGGUGCAAUAACUUUUCUGCUAUCCUCAAAGCAGAGGAUCAGGAAUUGUGUUAGGUGGGUGUGGGCAGCUGGCUGAGCCAAGCAGACAUAGUUGUCCCCUCUCCUGGGAGGAGGGCAGUGCUCCCAGGCCUCGGAGUCCAGAUAGAGACUUCCCAAGCCUGACUGCCAACAAAAAUUCUGGGAUCUCAUCCUCCAGUGAGGGGCCCGUGGGCCUCCCCUAGUCCCCCGCACCCACAGGGAGACCUCACAAACUGCCCAGUGCCAGGGACACCUAGAGCAGGCCCUCCGCUAUGACCCAGGCAGUGAGAGCUCCUGGAAGCUGCCACUGCCACCACCAUCCUGCCUGCAAGGCCAGAGGAGCCCUGCCCAGCUGGUGCUGCCGCUCUUCUGACCCCUGCUGUGAGGAGUGGGACUCUUGGCUGAAAACAUUGGUUUUCUCUUUUUGUAUAAAUGGAAACAGCCCAGGAGAAGCUGCCAUCCUCACCUCCGAGUGUGAUACGCUACCUUUGCUUCAGUUUCUUCGUCACCCUUUCGCCUUUGGUCCUGGGGACAGCCCAGCAGAUUCUCCUGGUUCUGACCUAGGGGGUGUUUGCAUUGCCCCCUUUUACUUGUAUUAAAAAAAAAAAAAUGAUGGGUUGAAAAAUGUACUGAGGAAAAAAAAUGUACUUUUUUAUAAAUAAAGUGUUAAGAA